ACUGACGUAAUGCUUUGAGUCUGAGGUCCUGUCAAGCGAUAACAUUUCUGAUAAAGAACUGAGAUCACUGCAAACUAAUCCUCCUUUUUUCCAUCCAGACUCAGGCGUUUUAAAAUAUUAUACACAGUCACCCUGAUUCCACGUGCACAGGCGAGAUUUGAAAUCGUGUAUCCCCUGUAACAAAAAAAAUGUAUAAUAGCCUACCCCGAGAUCAACAAACAAACAACACAAAGACGGUUCAUGGCUUACGCCAAAGCUCCACCAUCUUUUAGACUGCAAAGACUAUUGCAAUUUAAUCAACAGAGAGAGAAGCUUUGUGAUGUGUGCUGCAGUGGAACCCAGGACUGCUAUGACCUGUGACCUCUGAAGACACACGUGGAAGAAGAGAGACAACUUUUACAAACUUCAGAAAGACCCUGCCGCCAACAACAACAAGACCAAAGAAAAGACAAUGGAAUAAAUGAAUCUUCAGCAUGGAUGUGGAAUUUAGGAUACCUCAGUCAAGAAGCAGGGACCCUGGAUGUUGAUCCUACUCUGAUAAUCUUUCUCCCUGUGGAAUCUGUGCUGAUAAUGCGCUAACCCAAUGCUCAGCAGAGAUAUGGUGAGGAAAAAGAACCCCCCUUUGAGAAGCUUCGGCGGUGAGGAAGAAGGAGAAGGUGAGGCUCUGGCCGCGGAGGCCACCGGGCCAGAUAGUGAGGACAGUGCCGGGAGCCGGGCCUCAGAGCCCAACGGUGCCGACGGGCUGCUGCCGGCCGAACUAGGUCGGGCCCACGUGCCAGUCCCAGACGAGCAGGAGGACUCCUCUUCCUCCCCGGGCUCCGUCUCAGGCUCCAUCAAAGGAGGGAGGGGCGGCGGAGGAGUGGGAACAGUGGCGACAGUAAACACCGACAGGCCUGUCUUUAAUUACCCCAGCCACAAGAAGGGAGGAAAUGUAGCGUCCUUCCCCUGCCACGAGGUGACAGACUCAGAUCUGCCGGCGCUCCCAUCCUGGGCCGGGCCCGACGGGGCUGUGUCUCUGUCUCCUCUCAGAUCAGAACCAGAUGAGGGGGACGGGACACAGACACGCAGCCCGGCGGGGGAGCUGCUGCUGGGGAAGGUCGGGGAGAGAGGAGGGGGAGAAAGGGUGGGUGUCAGGGAGGGGUGGCUGCUGGCCGCCCGAGGGAGGGGUGUCAUCGUCCAGGGCGUCACCAGUAACGGGGAGGACAAGGACACCUCCUACAGCCCCACAGGGGGGACUUCAGUCCACCAGGAUGGGGUGGAGGGCUCUGGAUUCCCCUUGCUACGCCCCCUCCACCCACAUAGGGGGGCAGGCGAGGGGGCCGGGGACAUCACGCCCAGCCCCAUGGGGGCCGAGACAGGGGUAGCCCCACCCUGCUCUCCCAAACUGCAGGACUUCAAGUGCAACAUCUGUGGGUACGGUUACUACGGGAAUGACCCCACGGACCUGGUCAAGCACUAUCGGAAGUACCAUCUGGGCCUGCACAACCGCACACGGCAGGACGCAGAGCUGGACACUAAGAUACUGGCUCUGCACAACAUGGUGGGCUUCUCCUCACAAAGCCAACACGCCAAAGACACUACACGGCCCCCGUCCUACACCGCCCUGACCGGGGCGCCACAGGACUCUACAGGGUCACCACGCAUGUUACUUAACGGCACCUAUGACGUACAGGUGACGCUGGGAGAUACCUUCAUCGGCAUCGGGAGGAAGACUCCGGACUGUCAGGGAAACACCAAGUACUUUCGCUGCAAGUUCUGUAACUUCACCUACAUGGGAAGCUCCUCAGUGGAGCUGGAGCAACACUUCCUGUCUGCCCACCCCAACAAGAUGAAAUCCCAGCCCCAGCCACUGCCGAAUGACGACAAGCCCUUGGAAGGGAAGGGGAACUAUGUGACACAGGGUGGUGGCGUGGAGGGUGCGGAACCGGGAAAGUGGGAGAACCGGGUGGCGGUCCGUGCGGAGGACGACUCGGUGCCUGGCUACUCCGUCCCCAUCCAUGCCACAGACUCGCCGUGCUGGAUGGGGGCCGAAGGCGGGGCCACAGACUCACCUGGCUGGACGGGGGCCGACGGCGGGGCCACAGACUCACCUGGCUGGACGGGGGCCGACGGCGGCUCCACAGCGGUGGCCUAUUACUGGUGUAAGUACUGCAACUUCAGUUGUGAGUCGCCCAGCUCACAUCGCCUGCUGGAGCAUUAUGAGAGGAGACACAGACAACCUGGAGGAGGAAGAGGGGGGACCAGGGAGGGCAGCCCAGCCAAGAAGGAGCGAAGGAGCAGCAAAUCCAGGGACGGAGAGAGAGACCCCCACAGCCGGAGGAAAGACAAGACAGGAACGAGUGGUUCGAUGGGCGCAACGGACCCGGAGACGGUGGUGACCAGCUACAACUGCCAGUUCUGUGACUUCCGCUACUCCAUGAACCACGGGCCUGAGGUUAUUGUGGUGGCGCCUCUGCUCCGCCACUACCAGCAGGCCCACAGCAUCCACAAAUGCACCAUCAAGCACUGCCCGUUCUGCCCGCGUGGCCUCUGCAGCCCUGAGAAGCACCUGGGGGAGAUCUCCUUCCCAUUUGCUUGCAGGAAGAGCACAUGCUCCCACUGCGUCCUCCUUUUCCUCCAGCUGUCCCCCCAGGGUAGCUCCCCAACUCCCAGGCCCAGCGUCACCCACCUGUGUGACCAGUGUCCCUACGCCACCAGCGACAUCGACCUGCUUCUGCUGCACUACGACAGUGCCCAUGCCACCCAUGGCGUGCUGGAGGUCAAGCCCGAGCAGGAGGGAGCUGAGACGGGGAGGUACUCGGCCCCUAAGGGCCCUCACGGGGAGCACUCAUGCACCAAGUGCCAUUUCAUCACAGAUGUGGAGGAGGAGAUCUUCCGUCACUACAGGAGAGUCCAUGGCUGUUGUCGGUGCCGCCACUGCAGCUUCACCGCCUCCGACACCUUGUCACUGCUGGAUCACUUCAACACGGCCCACUGCAAAGAGACCUCCGCCUCCUCCUCCCAUCCCUCCGCUUCCUCCGUCACCAUCAACGGCUGCUCCGCCACAACCCCCUCCACCCUCAGCAUCAAGGAGGAGAGCAAGGGCGACCUCAAGCUCUACAGUCUGGUUCCCCCAGAGAGCCGCGCUGCCGAGGCAGGGCCCGGGGCCGAAGGGGUGAAGAGCGAGGCCCUGGACGAGAAGGAGGCCCAGGGGUCCAAGGGCUGGAUGGAGGCCAGAGAGGCCCAGGUCCAAGCCCACGCAGCAGGCCUUGUGUGGGUGCCUAAGGAGCGGGCCAGGGACAUCCUGAGGGGUAGUCCGGCCCAGUUCCCCCAGGGCGCCCUGAGUCUACUCAACGCCGUGGCUGCCUCUCAGGAGCACCACCACCAGCAGCAGAAGGGGGUUUCAGUGGUGCUCAGGGACUCCCCGGGCCUGGUGUUCAGUCUGGGGGGGGUCGACACCAAGGCCUUCCUUCCAGGACAGACUCCCAGUGGGGCCGACAAACCUGGGCAUCUGGCGCAGCAGUACUCCUCACCCACCGAUGGCAAGGCCAAGGAGGAGUCCCAGUCACUCUUACGGAGACGUCGAGGCUCGGGGGUGUUCUGUGCCAACUGUCUCACCACUAAGACCUCUCUGUGGAGGAAGAAUGCCAACGGGGGAUAUGUGUGCAACGCCUGUGGCCUCUAUCAGAAGCUCCACUCGACUCCCCGGCCACUGAACAUCAUCAAGCAGAACAACGGCGAGCAGAUCAUCCGCCGGCGCACGCGGAAGCGCCUCAACCCCGACCCUCUGCCCUCCGAACCUGUGGGCUCCAAGCAGCGGAGGGUCAGCAGCGAGGAACGCUUCAACCCCGACCCUCUGCCCUCCGAACCUGUGGGCUCCAAGCCGCGGAGGGUCAGCAGCGAGGAACGCCUCAAUGGCAGUCCCCUGGAGCGCCGGCCAGGAGAGGAUGGGCCAGGCUCAGAAGGAGUGCCCGUCUCUCGUAAAGGGGAGCCUCAGAAUUCCCUGGGCCAGUACGAGGCCUGCGGGUCCUCUGGGUUCAAGGGUCACCCCAGCCCCCGCUCCACCCACUCCUUCCUAGUUAGCCAAACCCUGGAGAUCCACAAGCGAAUGCCUCCUUUGCACAUACACAACAAGAACCCUGCAGAGGGAGAGGCGGAGGGGAACGGGGUGGGCUCGGCUGGGGUCCAUCACACGGGCUUGGAGGGGAAGGGUAGCUUGUCCUCCGAGAGGGGUAGCCCCAUCGAGAAGUACAUGCGUCCCUCCAAACAGGCCAGCUACUCGCCACCGGGCAGCCCCAUCGAGAAGUACCAGUACCCAUUCUUCAGCCUGCCCUUCAUCCACAAUGACCCGCAGAGCGAGUCCGACUGGAUGCGCUUCUGGACUAAGUACAAGAUGUCUGUUCCGGGCAACCCACAGUACCUAGGCCACAUGUCUGGUCUGCCCAACCCUUGCCAAAGCUUUGUGCCUUACCACACCUUUAGCCUGCCCUCACACUUCCCUCUCCCACCCUCCACCAGCCCCGAAAGCGACAUCCCUCUCGACCUGGCCAUCAAACAUUCCAAACGGUCCGCCAACGGCUCCACCGCCUUGCCCACGGUCACGGCGAGGAAGGAGGAUGAGAAGCAUAGAGAGCAGCAGGAGAGAAGAGAGGAGAAAGUAGACGAGGGGGCAUCCCCCCAGCCUUCUCCUCCCCCAGACGUUGCAGCCAAGCCGGAGAGGGUGGACCAGGGCACUCAGGAUGAGCUGACCAGUAAGGAGAGGGUGGACCAGGGCACUCAGGAUGAGCUGACCAGUAAGGAGAGGGUGAACCAGGGCACUCAGGAUGAGCUGACCAGUAAGGAGAGGGUGGACCAGGGCACUCAGGAUGAGCUGACCAGUAAGGAGAGGGUGGACCAGGGCACUCAGGAUGAGCUGACCAGUAAGGAGAGGGUGGACCAGGGCACUCAGGAUGAGCUGACCAGUAAGGAGAGGGUGGACCAGGGCACUCAGGAUGAGCUGACCAGUAAGGAAAGGGUGGACAAGGGCACUCAGGAUGAGCUGACCAGUAAGGAGAGGGUGGACCAGGGCACUCAGAAUGAGCUGACCAGUAAGGAGAGGGUGGACCAGGGCACUCAGGACGAGCUGACCAGUAAGGAGAGGGUGGACCAGGGCACUCAGGAUGAGCUGACCAGUAAGUGUGUCCACUGUGGCAUCCUCUUCCUGGAUGAGGUUAUGCACGCCCUGCACAUGAGCUGCCAUGCUGACGGAGGGCCCUUCCAGUGCAGCAUCUGCCUGCAUGCCUGCGCAGACAAGUACGACUUCACCACACACAUACAGAGAGGGCUUCACCUGCCCACCGUCGAGGCUGAGGCCGAUGCUGAGGCCGAUGCUGAGGCCGAUGCUGGGGCCGAUGCUGAGGCCGAUGCUGCGGCUGAUGCUCCAAAGGAUUGUGUGUGAUUUUGGUGCAUUACAGACUUGGACCUUUAACACAGGCAUAGCAGUAUGAAAAAGAACAAAAUAAACGGACUAAAGCGUACUGUAAUGAUUGAAUGAGAAGAAGACUUUUUGCUCAACGUGCCAUGAUAGCUCCUGUAGGGAACUCAUAUCAUCUAAACAUUUAUAUUGGACAUAAUACAGAACAAGCGAUUGGCUGUUUCCUUUUUCUUCUUUUGUAAAGGAAAACGCUUUUGAAGAAAGUGGUACUACAAAUAGACGCUUAUUUUUAGUUUUUUUUUGUUGCUAUUGUUUAUUUUUUUAUUCGGAAGUGUUACUUUGACAAGGCAGUUCAGCGAACAACAAGGUACAUCUGCACGGGCUGAAUGUUCUCUUACCUGGUUGGUUCAAUGUUCCAAAUGGAAUGAGGAAGUGUGAAUUGAUAUGUAAAAUGGGGAGAUGGGGAAACAUCAGUCGUCUGUCAUAAUCUCCUUCACAGUGGAUGGGCAGAGCGAUGACUAGUGAUUGGACCGUCCUCAAAUAAACGUCCUCAGGGAACUUGGCUGAGUCAAACAACAUAUCCUAUGGUGCUUUCAGUUGCAUCGGUCUCCACUUAACAUCCAACUAAGUGUCUAUGUUUUAAUGUAUUUUAGUUAUGGAUACUGUUUGUUCGGGGGGUUUUAUUGUCACAGAACUUCCCCUAGACAUUUUAAGCUGCUGCCUUAGUUGCUAGGAUACAAACCUUAUAUCACUAAAGACAUUUGGGAAGGAAGAAAAAUGCAAAAAGCAAUAUUUUUUUCUAAGUUGUUAAUAUGAAAAAUUCAUAAUAUCAGUGCCUGAUAUAUUGAACAAAGUAUUUUCUACCUGGUAUGUUCAUAUGCAACAUUGACUUUGCAUUAAGUAAAGGGCCAUGAGCUUGACUCUGUAAAACUGUUUACAUUUGCAAAUGUAGCAAACAAGAUAAUGAAGCAAAAUUCCUGCAAUUCAGAGUAUUUUUCUCUCAUGUGGACAGGACAAGACAGGACAGGACAGGACAGGACAGGACAGGACAGGACAAGACAGGACGAUCACGAAACAAAACAGAGGCCUUUUGUCAGAAGGUUGAAUGGGAGAUGAAAUGCAGUCAAAUGAUUUGUUCUGUUUGUUUGAAUGGCACAGAGGCACUAUCCAUUCCAUGUCUGUCUUUGUGUGCUCCUGCUCGUACACUUUGACAUGCUUUAUUGUCUAUACAGAUGCCCUGUAUUGGACUUUGUUCAUCCUGUAUGUUUUUUUUAAGAGAAGCUGAUAUACUGUAGCUUGGUUAUAAGUAUUGUUCUGUGAGCUUUACAGCUUUGAGCAUCAUAGGUUUACACAAGGCCCUCUUUUUUUUUGUAUGUCUAUUGCAUUUAUAUAAUACUUUAAUAUUUGGCUUUUAGUCGUGUUGGGACUUGAUUUGAACAUAGCAUGAAAUUCUACUUGUUCCAUGUAUAGGUGAAAAAGGUGCCUUUUGACAGAAAGAAGCCAUUGAAUAUCAACAAUGUUGAGUGUUUUGUUCAUCAAAUUAGAUGUAGUGCAACACCUCAACCUGGAUUAUGGCCUUGUAGUCCAAGCAUUUGACAUUAUGUAGAUAGAUUAAUACCAUUUGAGCGUCAAAACAAAUGUUACCACACAGCAACAUUAUCCCUAUAUUUAGCUUGUUAGUACUUUGCUAGUGGACCACCUGUUUCACCUCUAAAAUACUCCCAUUCAUGUGUUUUCUCUCUCUCUCUCUCUGUAUCUCUCUCUCUCUCUCUCUCUCUCUCUCUCUCUCUCUCUCUCUCUCUCUCUCUCUCUCUCUCUCUCACUCUCUCACUCUCUCUCUCCCUGUCUCUCUCUGUCUCUCUCUCUCUGUCUCUCUCUCUCCCUGUCUCUCUCUCUCUCUGUGUCUCUGUCUCUCUCUCUGUGUCUCUGUCUCCCUCUCUCUCUCUCUCUCUCUCUCUCUCUCUCUCUCUCUCUCUCUCUCUCUCUCUCUCUCUCUCUCUCUCUCUCUCUCUCUCUCUCUCUCUCUCUCUCUCUCUCUCUCUCUCUCUCACUCUCUCACUCUCUCACUCUCUCUCACUCUCUCACUCUCUCUCUCUCUCUCUCUCUCUCUCUCUCUCUCUCUCUCUCUCUC
Molecule: messenger RNA, 7523 nt
Organism: Oncorhynchus keta (chum salmon)
Lineage: Eukaryota; Metazoa; Chordata; Actinopteri; Salmoniformes; Salmonidae
Product: zinc finger transcription factor Trps1-like
Exons: 7
Coding region: 584-5416 (1610 amino acids)
Biological process (GO): regulation of transcription by RNA polymerase II
Cellular component (GO): nucleus
Molecular function (GO): zinc ion binding; DNA-binding transcription factor activity; RNA polymerase II transcription regulatory region sequence-specific DNA binding
Source: RefSeq, a predicted model, not a curated record